Messenger RNA from Tribolium madens (black flour beetle), 1082 nucleotides. RefSeq names its product transcription initiation factor TFIID subunit 11-like. The record is from RefSeq and is a predicted model, not a curated record. NCBI's taxonomy places the organism in Eukaryota, Metazoa, Arthropoda, Insecta, Coleoptera, Tenebrionidae. The transcript is spliced from 6 exons. Bases 126 to 1082 code for a protein of 318 amino acids.
UUAAUGGAUUUCCAACAGAAGCAAAUAACACUUCGCAUUCGGAAAAAGUUAUACUAUCUAGUAAGCUGAUAAACGUAGCGAAAGAAUUGAUAGAGGGAAUACCUAAAGAUGCUAAAGAUGGUGAAAUGAGACCUAGAUUCUUUCCGUUACUCAUACAUGGAUUCUUUAUGGCAUUGAGAGCUGUAGUGCCAAUAAUCGCGAAAGCUGUAUCAAAGGUAGCUGUAAAAUCUGCAGCGCCUAUAGCCAGGGCAGCUGUAAAAGUUGCAGCGCCUAUAACUAGGAAAAUUUCGAAAACUGCAGCUAAAAAAGUAACUAAAGAAGUUGCGAAAAAAGCAACAAAAGAAGUCUCUAAAAAGAGUGCAAAAGAAAUUACUAAAAAAACAACCAAAGAGGUUGUGAAAAAAUCGGCCAAAGAAGUGUCCAAAAAAGCCACUAAACAAGGUGUCAAAGAAACUGCUAAACAGGUCGCUAAAGAAUCGUCCAAAAAAGCGUCAAAAGAAGUUGCUAAAAAAACAACUAAAGAAGUUGCCAUAAAAACUGCCAAUCAAGUUGCCAAAGUAUCCACUAAAGAAGCAUCCAAACAAGCUACAAAAAAAGGUACUUUAGCAGUUAUCAGAAAUAUUGCUAAAAUUGUUGAUCAUACUGAAGAUGUUGCUGAUCUUGUUCAAAUGCUUGCUGAAAUUAGCGAACCAUCGAAUACAAUACAAACAACUGAGCUCCCAAGUAACACUACCUCGGAUAAUUACGAUUACGAUGACGAAGAAGAAGACGAGGACGUAACGGAGGAGGAAUCCGAAGAAGAUGAACAAAAUAGCAAAAACGACAGAAGUAACGAAAAUAAUGACACCAAUUAUGAUAGCACAAGCAAUCAAAAUGGAUCAACCAUAGAAACUUCAAAAAACGCCACCAGUGAAGAUACCAAAAAAUCAAAUGAAAAAACUUCUAAAAAAAACAUCAACAAAGUUGCCAAAAAAAUUGUAUUAUACAAUAUUAAUAAUUUUUUAAACAAUCUCUUACAAAACAACAAAGGUCGGCAACCCAUAAUACAAUUUAAGAUGCGUGUUUCAAAAUACAAUGAUUAA